CGCAGACUGUCGAUGCUCCCCCUCGCUCCCACCGGUCACUUCUCCGGUCUCUCUGUCUCGAGCGGUGAUUUGAUAUAUACAGCGAUUUCAUCAUGGGCAAUGUCGGAAGCCGCCUGGAUGACUCCGGGAAUCUGUACUUCAAAGAUCAAACAAAAUUCACGAUUGCUGCCGUAACGAUAACAAAUUCCAAACGCCGAGUGCUUCUGCAUCUCGUUCCAAACUCCUUUCCUGCUACCAGAUAUACCGCCAGACGCGAGGUUGGCGAUGAAAGCCCGAUUGAGUACAUACAGGACCCAGAUCUUCCUCCAUCAGCACCGAUGCCAACAUUCCUCUUGCGCCUAAACAACGAGGACGACCUGAUUUUCAAUUUCACUUUCAUCCUGAGACAAACACAGACAGGAAACGUCGCGAAUGCCACUGUCAACGGGGUCUCUACGUCUCUGCCUGAAGUAGCCGACACUGUCCUCACAGGUCUCACCUUCGCGCACGCCCCUAACACCAGAGAUUUGGACAAUCUAAUCACACGCGAAUUUCACGCCAACCCAAAUCUUCAGAACAAUUCUAAUGUACAGCUGGUGGGAGAUUUUUCGACGGGAGGCAGUCCGUCCGUUCAAUUUGAUUGGUCUUGGAAAUGGAAACCGCCGAAAGUCAUAGAGGAUAAAGGGGGUGGCUGGAGGAAUAGCUGCAGUUUCCUUGACUACGAUCAGAGAGCCAAUCGGUUGAAUACCCUUGCCCAUUUCUCAUUCUGGGUACACAGCACUCAGCGCGCUCUCCCCAGUCCCCAGAUUAUGUCACCAAACCUAGAACUUCCCGUUCCGUUCCGAAAUCGUAUUCCAUCCUCGCAGUCCAUCAUAUCGCACUCCAGUGAUGCAGAUACAACGUCCAACCCCCAUGCAGUGCCCGUUACUCCACCAGAGGCUCGCGACACGGCUUCCGUGCCAGCUCUUGGGCCUGUACCUCUCACUGUCAAAGUUGAUCUUCCUCACUCGCGCCCGGGAGAGGACAUGAGCGUGGUUGAAGAUGGCCCGUUGUUCCGUGCGACGAUGAAAGCAUUGGAGCAGAAGACAGGGAAUAUGCGAGCAAAGAUAAAAAAGGUUCUCAAGAAGGCGGAGGCCGCCCAGCAAGCGCAAGCGGCCUGCAAUGAUGCUGUAGAAGCAUUUCUCUCCGCAUUGAACGAAGCCUCUACUUCUAAUGCCAACGCAAUUCAGCCUGCACUUGAUCAUUAUUUCGAAAAAACGGCACGCCAGAUCUUGCAAUAUGAACGACUCAAUACGACUCAGCUUCAGAAACUCGUUAUCGAGCCGUUGGUCAAACUCUACAACAAUGAUAUCAAACAAGCCGAGGCCAAGAAGAAAGAAUUCGAAGAAGAAAGCAGGGAUUAUUAUGCAUACGUCAGUCGCUAUCUCGGCCAGCGACAGGAUUCCCUAAAGGAAAAGAAAAGAGCGGAGAGUGACUCGAAGUAUCAGGCUAAGCGGCGUAACUUCGAAUUGAAACGCUUUGAUUACUCCUCGUUCAUGCAGGACCUGCACGGGGGUCGCAAAGAGCAAGAGGUUCUUUCUCACCUAACGAAGUAUGCUGAUACCCAGGCGAAGAGCUUUCUUGCCGCCGCUAAGAAGGUUGACGAUAUGAUCCCUCAAUUGGAUGCUCUGAUCCACGAAGUCAGCCAGGCGGACAAAGAAUUUCAGUUUCAACGGACCGAGAGGGAGGAAAAGCGCAGGGCACUAGAGAAGAGCAGCAACACGUAUCUUGAACCCGAGACUCUCAUGUCUUCGGGCGCACCGUCGACACAGUCAGGAAAUACCAAUGGUACCCAGAAGCUGGAAAGUGACCUGGGUCGCGCAGAUAGCACAGGCUCCCAGCUGAGAAGCGUGGCUAGCAACAACUCAUCUAUUCUUCCGCAAGCGAACUCUUCUUCUACUCCUUCAGCAGGAUUGUCCGCCCUCGCUUCAACAGUAGGCUCGACCGGUCAACAGAGGAAGGAGGGCCUCCUGUGGGCGCUGUCGCGUCCAGGCUCCCACAUUGACCCUAAAGGUAUAAACAAACAAGCCUGGCACAAGUUCUGGAUCGUUCUAGACCAGGGGAAACUGUCAGAAUAUAGCAAUUGGAAACAGAAGCUUGAUCUUCACAUGGAUCCCAUCGACUUGAGAAUGGCAUCUGUCCGAGAGGCACGAAACGCAGAACGUCGGUUCUGUUUCGAAGUCAUAACCCCACAGUUCAAACGCAUCUACCAGGCAACUUCCGAGGAUGAUAUGUCCAAUUGGAUUAGAGCGAUAAACAAUGCUUUGCAGAGUGCGGUCGAGGGCCGCGGCAUGUCGCCACCACCCAUUGCCACCGAUAAUGAUAGCGCUUCUUUCGGUCGUGAUAUUGGAUCUGUAUUGACCGGCAAGAGUACCUCGUACUCUGUUCAGCACUCUCAAUCAACCGGCUCCAAUAACAGUGUCACCCGUCGCACUACUGUAGGCGCAAGACCAAGCUACGUUCGCGAUGGUUAUGGAUUCGAGGAGAACCCUUCAAAAUUGCUCCAGGCAGUACGCGAGGCGGAUGAAGGCAACAAUUGGUGUGCAGAUUGUGGCUCCACGUCCAAGGUCGAAUGGGUGUCUAUCAAUCUAGGAAUUGUUUUGUGCAUCGAAUGCAGUGGCAUUCAUCGAUCACUUGGGACUCAUAUUUCCAAAAUCCGAUCUCUAACGCUGGAUGUAAAUUCUUUCUCGAACGACAUUGUUGAAAUCCUCUUGCAAAUUGGCAACCGUGUCAGUAAUAUGAUUUGGGAGGCAACACUUGACCAGGUGCAUAGACCAACCGCGGCGUCCACUCGGGAGCAAAGGUUGAGAUUUAUUACGGCCAAGUAUAGCGAACGAGCAUUCGUGCAGGCGCUGCCUUCUCCGCUAUCUCGCUUUGCUACUGCGGACGAGACUCUUCUCGCUGCGAUCAAGAAGAAUGACAUCCAAGGCGUACUUUAUGGCAUCGCCCUACGCGCCAAUGUGAACGUCACUGAUCGUUCUCGUAAUACCCACGCGGUAUUUCUCGCCCUAGCUGCAGCUGAUCCUGCAUCACCGGGGUCGACCUCAAGUUCAUCAGCUCGACCACCCACAGGUCCUCCUGUGAAAGUCAUUCCGUUCCCGAUUGCGGAGAUACUCGUCCAGAACGGAGCUGAAAUCCCUCUGCAACCACCGCCUAUACCCCUUUCGCCAGCUGCUCAACUAUACCUAAGUCAGAGGACCGCAAGAGUGUCAACAUUUGGCAAUACACCCGCUGCUCCUCCGAACGGAAAGAGUGCAACGGAAAGUCAUGGUUCACUGCCAACGCUGCGAGGCCCGGGCACCGAUAGCAGUGUCGUAUCUUCCUCACAGGCUCCAAGCUCACUAGACAGUAAGGAACGUGAGAGAUUGCACAAAAGAGGCAGUGCUGGUGCUAGGUUUGCUGGAAAGGUCGCCUCGCUGGGUAUAGACCGAUAGGCAAUCCUCCUUCUCCUUCUCUAUGUUCCCGUCUAUAUCCUUCUCUUAAUCUUAAUUAUAACGAAGCCCUUGUAGACAGAGUACGAUGCUGAGCUUAGUCAAGUGUUUACAGCGCCGAUGUCCAGCUUGCAGAAUGACUGUUAUGCCACUUCCAAGAACGCUUACACUGUUUUCACAGCCUCUUUUUCAUAUCACAUCACAUUCCU
Molecule: messenger RNA, 3658 nt
Organism: Aspergillus homomorphus CBS 101889
Lineage: Eukaryota; Fungi; Ascomycota; Eurotiomycetes; Eurotiales; Aspergillaceae
Product: putative ARF GTPase activator (Csx2)
Exons: 5
Coding region: 93-3452 (1119 amino acids)
Biological process (GO): intra-Golgi vesicle-mediated transport
Cellular component (GO): trans-Golgi network; cytoplasm; endosome
Molecular function (GO): protein binding; GTPase activator activity
Source: RefSeq, a predicted model, not a curated record